Molecule: messenger RNA, 891 nt
Organism: Trichobilharzia regenti
Lineage: Eukaryota; Metazoa; Platyhelminthes; Trematoda; Strigeidida; Schistosomatidae
Source: the annotation of a GenBank genome assembly
AUGGGAGAUAUUAUGAAGUCAUUGCUCGAAGCUAAUGAUGAAAUCCUUUCGACGAAUAGCAAGCCUAAAUCAAUCAUGAAAUCUUCAAAUUUAUUAAAAAGCAAAGAAGACAAUAAUAAUGUAUCGGCCACAAUUAAUCCUCCACAGAGGAAAUUGAAUGAUGUGCUCACAAGUGAUGACGAUGAUGAUGAUGAAUUGAUAGACCUUUAUGGGGUUCGUUCUGAGCGUUCAGCCUACUUUGAAGAAUGUCUAUCCUCCAGUUCUGAUGACAGUAUUAAGAUAUCGAAGGAUUCAGAAAGAAAUCAGCAGAAUCAAAUUGAACGUAAAUCUCCGUUUUCACUCAAAAAGGUUAUCCCUAAAUUGGACAAACCUAUCUGUUUCUCUAGUUCGUCAGAUGAAAAUUGUACUGAAUCUAGGCGUCUUCCAUCCAAAACAAAGAAAUCAUUUUCGAUGAAAAAAUACUUCUUACAGUUAGAAGAUGAAUUAAAGAAUCAACCAGCAAACAUUGGCCGUUACACACCGACUGCCCAUAAAUCCUCAAUGCGCAACCACUUUUCAGCUUACAGAAAAACAUUAUGUGGUACAAAGAAACCGCGUAAAAAUAUCCAACUUGCUGAACCGGAGGAUACAAGUUCCUUCGAAAUGACUAGCCACAUUACUAGUGAUUCAUCUGAAGAUACAGAUUCGGCAUCAGAAAGCUUUAUAGAAACAUCUGAAUCAGAAUUAGAUCAACAUGUUGCUCGUAAUCUAGGUGCUUCCAUUAAAGAUCCAGAGAAUCAAAGUCAAUUUCAACCUACUGGUCCCGCUGCUCAUUUGUUAUCAGCAAUCGGUUUACCUGUGCACGAACUGUUCAGCAGAGAAAAUAUCAACAAUAAUCCUACUUAUAAAUAG